Drosophila navojoa is the source of this 813-nucleotide messenger RNA. Its product is annotated as peptide deformylase, mitochondrial. The record is from RefSeq and is a predicted model, not a curated record. Gene Ontology annotation, biological process: N-terminal protein amino acid modification; peptidyl-methionine modification. Gene Ontology annotation, molecular function: peptide deformylase activity. NCBI's taxonomy places the organism in Eukaryota, Metazoa, Arthropoda, Insecta, Diptera, Drosophilidae. Gene Ontology annotation, cellular component: mitochondrion.
CUUAGUAAGUUGUCUAAUCUCAAUGUGUGCCGAUCUGGAACCUCGAACGGUUCCGCCGUAUAAUCAUUUUACGCAAAUUGGCGACCCUGUGCUUCGGAUUCGUUCGGAAGAAGUUCCACCUGAACGAUUAGACAGCAAAGAAAUCCAUUGCAUUGUGGAUCAGAUGGUAAAAGUGCUCCGUCAUUACGACUGUGUGGGCGUUGCAGCGCCCCAAUUGGGUGUUCCACUGCGAAUUAUUGCCAUGGAGUUCCGCGAGGAAAAGCGUGAACAGUUUACACCCGAAGUGUACCACCAACGCAAGAUGUCUACAUUGCCACUCAGCGUUUUUAUCAAUCCAAAAAUAGAGAUAAUCGGCGAUAUGCAGCACACUCAGCCCGAAGGCUGUAUGAGCGUUCGCGGCUUCUCCGCUCGAGUGACUCGAUACGAUCGCGUACGAGUCACUGGUAUUGGAAUGCUUGGAACACCUGACGAACAGGAACUUGUAGGAUGGAGCGCGCGCAUAGCGCAACAUGAAAUGGAUCAUUUAAAUGGCAUAGUUUACAUUGACCGAAUGGACGUUUCGAGCUUUAUAUGCAAUACAUGGGCACGGAUUAAUUCAAAUGGUGGACGUGAUGUCAUAACGUUUGAUAAAUAAUUAUUUUGAACAAACUUCUAAUUUGAAUUGCUUCGCGCCCUAAUUCGGAGCAGCUGGUUAACAGAAACUAUCGAAAGAAUGACACUGUUAACUAUCGAUUAAUGUACGUAAGCCCUGGCUGAAAUGUACUUUCGUAUUUUUAGCUUUCUUUACAAAUAAAUAAAGGCAGAAACUUACCU